GCCGUGGAUUGGGUGUGGAGCGGUCUCAAUGCGUCGAUUCUGUCGGUGGGCCUUCAGGCAGAUGCCGGUCACGUUCUCUUCUCCCCACCACGGGCUGCUGUUGGACAAGGUGCGGCCUCGCACGCCGACGUGAAGUGCUUCACCCGAGAUGGAUUGCUGGGGUUUUGCAUGCGGGAGCUUUGCUGCCGGAUCGAUGCCGUAGACGCUGCCAGGUUUCGCCUGGGAUUCUCCAUGUGGGAGCUCGAUGGUGACGGUGUGAAGGACUACUUCGCAGAGCUCAAGGAGGAGGCACAUCUUCCCUUCGGUCCGCUUGGCGUGGUCCGCUUUGCGACACCCGAAGAGGGACUCUCCUUGUGGGAGGCCUGUCGGUCGCCAGUGGAGCCGCAGGGGUCGCGUUUGCCAUCGACUGUAGGCAGCAGCCGCGAGAAGCAUGUGUUUGUCCGGUUGCUGCUUCUGGACACCCAUCGGCGGUCCAUGGCCGCCUUGCACUUUGUCGAGAUGGCCGAAUGGGAUGUGAUGAAUGGGGAGACGGAGAUCGGUCAUGAGGCCGUCCCUGGCGACCGGCUUGCGACGAAGUCCAAGGCACUUCAAGCCCUUCUGCGCAACCUUUCAUCGAGCUCACAGCCAAAAGUGACCUCUGCAGCGCUACCGAAGGCUCUGGCGCCGCUCAUCGGAGGAAACUGCAAGCCAUUCCUUCUCUGCACCGUGCCGGAGCAGCCUGGCAGAGUCUUUCCUGAGGUUCGCGAUCUCCUGGACGUGGCCGAGCGUGCCUCCCUGCUAAUCACCGCACAGUGCAAACGAGUGCAGGUGGAUUCAAGCCAGGGUUUGCUUUGCAGGACUGCAGCCAGAGCUCCGCGUGCUGACGAAGGAUUCUCGCCGCCGCGGCCGGCCAGCAGCCCACAGAGGAGAGAACCUACCACUGCUUUUGACAUGCCUCCCGCUCUGCGAGGUGUACCUCCACCACCGAGCCCUCAGCACGAUCUCUCCGACGUGGUGAGAUACGAAAGGCCGGCGUCAGCGGGUGCCUCUCCCGUUUCGGAU
Molecule: messenger RNA, 1041 nt
Organism: Symbiodinium sp. CCMP2456
Lineage: Eukaryota; Dinophyceae; Suessiales; Symbiodiniaceae
Source: the annotation of a GenBank genome assembly